GUGCGUAUGCAGCAACAGAGCAAACUUAGUGGGAACGCUGUUCCCUUCACUGAGAGCUGUGGGCUAAGUUGUGUUUUGUAUUGGGUCUAUUUUUGAGUUUCUGCAGAAUCAAGAGGGAGCCACUUCAAGGAAAAAAACAAUUUUUGUGAAAGUUUAAGCCAGGAAAAAAAAAAAAUGUCUGAUGCUGGAGUAAACCCGCACUUGGAGGGAAUUAUUUUGGAUUUUGAAGCCCUUAAGAGGUCCUUUGAGGUGGAGGAUGUUGACACUUCGUCCCAUUCUUCACCCGGCUCUCGCCGAGCCACCAACUCCCCGCACCGUAACGCCAUGUCUCCCACCAGUAUCUACUACCGUGACCUUGGCAGCGCCGCCCCCGCUACCAACAACAACAACCUCAACUACUCCCAACCACGGUCCAUCAUGGGUGGCGGUGGCUCCAGGACCCCUGAACCUGUGUCACGCCGUUCUGAGCUCUCCAUUGACAUCUCCUCCCCUAGCAAGCAGGUGGACAACAUCACCAGCCCUGCCUCCUCGCGCUUUGUGAGUAACAGUGCGCUGAAGCGCCCCGAAGUCUUGGGACACUCCAGGACCCCAGAGAUGGGCCACAGGAGGGAGGUCACAUUUGCCAAGACCCUCACUGAUUCCCCAGUGAUCCGCCGCAACGAGGGCAACAAUAACAACAACGGGAUCAUCCGAGCUCCUGAGCAGAAUCACACUCGCAAGUUUGAGUCGCUGAGUCUUGGUGAUGUGCGUAAACCUGAAAUCAACAUCACUAAAGCUCCUCCAGAGAACAAUGGCCACCACCCAGCUGUGCACCACCCUCACCACCCCAACCCACACCAAAACACCAUCGUCACCACCUUCCGCUGCUCCUCUCCCAGCCAUGCUGGACGCAAGUCACCUAACCCUGACAGGUCAGAGGUCAGCCUGAGCCACAGCAACAUGUCCGAGUCCACCAAGCCCCAUCAUCCCAACCCUCAAGGCAAGGGGGAGAAGAGCCAUGGAGGAGACUUCAGCUACGUUGGCAUCGAUGCCAUCCUGGAGCAGAUGAGGAGGAAGGCCAUGAAACAAGGCUUUGAGCUCAACCUCAUGGUUGUGGGGCAAAGCGGCCUGGGGAAAUCCACCUUGAUGAACACACUGUUCAAAUCCAAGGUGAGCCGUAAUAAAUCGGUCCAGUCCAACCCGGAGGAGAGGAUCCCCAAGACGGUUGAAAUUAAAUCCAUCAGUCACGAUAUUGAGGAGAAGGGAGUGAGGAUGAAGCUGACGGUUAUUGACACUCCUGGUUUUGGAGAUCAAAUCAACAAUGAAAACUGCUGGCAGCCCAUCAUGAAGUUCAUCAAUGACCAGUAUGAAGCCUACCUGCAGGAGGAAAUCAACAUCAACAGGAAGAAAAGGAUCCCAGACUCCAGGGUUCACUGCUGCAUAUACUUCAUACCUCCCACAGGGCACUGCCUUAGACCUUUGGAUGUGGAAUUCAUGAGGCGUCUCAGCAAAGUGGUCAACAUCGUCCCGGUCAUCGCCAAGGCCGACACACUGACCCUGGAGGAGAGGGACAGCUUUAAACAGACGAUCAGGGAAGAACUGCGAGCCAACGGGAUCGACGUCUAUCCGCAGAAAGAGUUUGAUGAAGAUGCAGAGGACAGAAUGAUCAAUGACAAAAUCAGGGAGAUGAUCCCUUUUGCUGUGGUGGGCAGUGACCAGGAGUACCAGGUGAAUGGGAAGAGGCUUCUGGGAAGAAAAACAAAAUGGGGCACCAUUGAAGUUGAGAACAUUGCACAUUGUGAGUUUGCUUACCUGCGAGAUCUACUCAUCAGGACUCACAUGCAGAACAUCAAGGACAUCACAGGGAGCAUCCACUACGAGACGUACCGCGUCCGUCGGCUAAACGAAUCCAACGGCCAUGUCAUCUCUCAGACAUCUGACCAUAUGGCGGUUCAACCAAAGGCCAACGGUCAGCUGGAGGAGCAGCCCGGUGCCCUGCAGGCCAAUGGGGUGGCUGCUCAACAUGAAGCCCUGUCCCAUGAGAUGUAGAGGUCAACUGUGGCACCGGUUUAUGAUAUCAGGCACAAUCCAUACACUCAGACAUGCUUUGUUUACAUGAACAAGCCCAAAUCUAUACAGAACACACAUGCACACUGAUGCUGUGAAGAGCAUUCUAAGCACACAGAUGGACAAGAUACAUUUUUCUUUCUUUUUUUUUUCUUUCCUCUAUAAUUGCAUUUCCGAGUAAAAAUCCUUGCUGCAAUACAUGGCGAUGUAAAACAGUUAAAACUAAAAGUUUCAGUUCAUGGAGCGACUAAAGGAAAAUCUCCUUCCAGGGAGCCGAUACCCUCAGUCAAACCCUGACAGAAAGCCAUCCGAUCAGUUGAAAACAGCAUCAUUUUAAAUGAAGUACAACAUAUGACGAUUCUGGCCGCGCUCUGAGCUAGAAAUAUUUCCGUGCCACUUGCCUGGUCUGUUUUGUGCUGUGGUGUGGUGUAUAGUAAUGUAUCGUUACUGAGGUUAAAUAGGACUAGGGUUAGGUUAGGUUUACAUUGUUAUGGGUAAAGAUAUAGUCGACACCUCUGCACUGUGAAACAAAUCCGAAAUGCAACAGUAGUGUGGAGCAGCUCCUUGUGUUGUUAGGAUGUUCCGAAUCCCUUUAUUGCCAAACCAGACUGUCUUUGUCAAUACAUUUCUGAUAGUAUUGUGUUAUCAGCUGUGUUACAUUUUCCAUCGCUUGUUUACUGUUGUAUUUUUAUGGCUUAUGUUAAUGUUCUAAUAUUAACUGUAUAAGAUAAGGUUUGUCCAAUGCAGUUGUUUUGUUCAUUCUUCUGACCGUAAACCAAAUACAUUUGUUUUUGUUCUAAAGAGAAGCACAUACAGCAUAUAGAGCUGAAUUAUGAGUAGCUAUUUAAUUGUUGUUUAAUGUAGUACGUAUAAUUCAACUUUAACUCCUGAAGUUUGUAACAGGCCAUAAAUGAUAGUUAAUAAUAACUUUAGGUUUAAAAUGUUGUCAUGGUUUUUCCUAUAGCAUGUUUUAUCAUAUUUGUGAGACUGCACUGUGUCGAUUAUGAAAUUAUUUUGGCAAGAGGAAACAUUCCUACCAAUUCAUGAGACUUUCAUUCAGGAUUUCUGUUACAUUUGUGUGUGGAAAAAAAAUGUGCCUAUGAAAUUUUAAAAUAAAACAUGCAAAUAAUUUGAUGCAAAUACAUUUCAACAGCAGCUAAAAUGUAAUAUUUUUGAUGACUUUUAUUCUCAAGGAAUGUUUUCUAGGCCCAAUUUACCUGCCAUUCUCAGUCAACUUUGCAAGCCUGAGCAGAACUAUUUUCCCUAGCAAAUGCAAACAGAACUAUUGUAUCUUAAGGAAAAGUAACUAAAUUACUCUUUGUUUACUGUUGUAUAGUUCCUGUGUAAUUUGUCAUGCUAUUUCAGAUUAAGGUUUUAUCUUUGAUAUGCUAUCUCAAAGAAUAAAGAUUGAUAUUUUUACUGUUGA
This is a messenger RNA of Xiphophorus couchianus (Monterrey platyfish), 3472 nucleotides long. It is a transcript of the gene septin9b, whose product is annotated as septin 9b. The transcript has 11 exons. NCBI's taxonomy places the organism in Eukaryota, Metazoa, Chordata, Actinopteri, Cyprinodontiformes, Poeciliidae. The coding region runs from base 175 to 2028 and encodes 617 amino acids. Gene Ontology annotation, molecular function: GTP binding. The record is from RefSeq and is a predicted model, not a curated record.